AUGUCAGACAACCAGCAAUACAACCCGGACAAGUUGGCCCAGGAUAUGGGAAACGCCAACAUCAAUGACCAGGCUGCUGCUUUCAACCCCAACGCAGCCCAAUCUUUCGUUCCUCAAGGCGGUUACCAACAGUAUCAAAACUACCAACAAGGUGGCUACAACCAGUACCAAAACCAGUACCAAGGCGGCUACAACGGCGGCAACCAGUACCAGAACAGAGGCAACUACAACCAAUAUAACCAAUACGACCAAUACCAGGGCCAAUACCAGGGCCAAUACCAAGGAUACCAGGGCCAGUACCAAAACAACUACUACAACCAAGGCUACGAUGCCCAGCCCCAGCAGCCUCAGGGAAUGUCUUUGGCAGACUACCAAAAGCAACAGAGCGCGCUGGCGUCUUUGAACAAGCCCAAGAAGACCUUGAAGUUGACCUCGUCAUCGGGAAUCAAGUUGGGCAACGCCUCCAAGACGAUCAAGAAGGAGGAGCCAAAGGAAGAAAAGAAGGAGGAGCCAAAGGAAGAAAAGAAGGAGGAGCCAAAGGAGGAAAAGAAGGAGGAAGCCCAGAAAGAAGAGCCAAAGAAGGAGGAGCCAAAGAAGGAAGAGCCAAAGAAGGAAGAGCCAAAGAAGGAAGCUGCUGCUCCAGCUUCUAAGCCUGUUGCCAAAGCUAAGGCUAUGGCCAUGGCCUCAUCUAAGAGUACCGGAUCCAGAGAGUCGACCCCGGGUGUUACUGCCGACCAAUUGGCUAAAGAACAGGAGGAGGAAGUUGACGAAGAAGUUGUCAAGGACAUGUUUGGUGGUAAGGACCAUCUUUCUAUCAUUUUCAUGGGCCACGUCGAUGCGGGAAAGUCUACCAUGGGUGGUAACAUCUUGUACUUGACCGGAGCUGUUGACAAGCGUACUGUCGACAAGUACGAGAGAGAAGCCAAGGAUGCUGGUAGACAAGGUUGGUACUUGUCUUGGGUCAUGGACACCAACAAGGAAGAAAGAAACGACGGUAAGACAAUCGAAGUUGGUAAGGCUUGCUUUGAAACCGAAAAGAGAAGAUACACAAUUUUGGAUGCCCCAGGCCACAAGAUGUACGUGUCCGAGAUGAUUGGUGGUGCUUCGCAAGCUGAUGUUGGUAUUUUGGUUAUUUCCGCAAGAAAGGGUGAAUACGAAACUGGUUUCGAAAAGGGCGGUCAAACCAGAGAGCAUGCAUUGUUGGCCAAGACGCAAGGUGUCAACAAGAUCGUUGUGGUUGUCAACAAGAUGGAUGACCCAACCGUCAACUGGUCUGAAGACCGUUACAAGGACUGUACCGCCAAGUUGGGACAAUUCUUGAAAGGCAUUGGCUACGGUAAAGAAGAUAUCCUUUUCAUGCCAGUUUCUGGUUACACUGGUGCUGGUUUGAAGGACAGAGUUUCCCCCGAGCAAUGUCCAUGGUACACCGGUCCAUCUUUAUUGGAGUUCUUGGACAACAUGAAGAUUGGAAGCCGUCACAUCAAUGCUCCAUUCAUGUUACCUAUUUCCGGAAAGAUGAAGGACAUGGGUACCAUUGUUGAAGGUAAGGUUGAGUCUGGUCACAUCAAGAAGAACGCAAACUUGGUGAUGAUGCCUAACAGAACCCCAGUGGAAGUUGUUGCCAUUUACAACGAGACUGAGCAAGAGUGUGAGUGGGCAUACAGUGGUGAGCAAAUCAGAUUGAAGAUCAAGGGUGUCGAGGAAGAGGAUGUGCAACAAGGUUAUGUGUUGACAUCUCUCAAAAACCCAGUCAAGACGGUUACUCGCUUCGAGGCCCAGAUUGCCAUUGUGGAGUUGAAGUCGAUUUUGUCCAACGGUUUCUCGUGUGUGAUGCACUUGCACACAGCCAUCGAAGAGGUUAAGUUCAUUGAGUUGAAGCACAAGUUGGAGAAGGGCACCAACAGAAAGUCCAAGAAACCCCCUGCUUUUGCCAAGAAGGGUAUGAAGAUCAUUGCCGUGUUGGAGGUGCCAGAGCUUGUUUGUGCCGAAACCUACAGUGACUACCCACAGUUGGGACGUUUUACGUUGAGAGACCAAGGUGUGACCAUUGCCAUUGGUAAGAUCACCAAAUUGUUGUAG
Clavispora lusitaniae ATCC 42720 is the source of this 2079-nucleotide messenger RNA. RefSeq names its product translation termination factor GTPase eRF3 (gene SUP35). Gene Ontology annotation, biological process: translational termination; nuclear-transcribed mRNA catabolic process, deadenylation-dependent decay; translation. Lineage: Eukaryota; Fungi; Ascomycota; Pichiomycetes; Serinales; Metschnikowiaceae. Gene Ontology annotation, cellular component: translation release factor complex. Gene Ontology annotation, molecular function: GTPase activity; translation release factor activity; GTP binding. The record is from RefSeq and is a predicted model, not a curated record.